Lycium ferocissimum is the source of this 960-nucleotide messenger RNA. RefSeq lists its product as uncharacterized. NCBI's taxonomy places the organism in Eukaryota, Viridiplantae, Streptophyta, Magnoliopsida, Solanales, Solanaceae. The transcript has 4 exons. Gene Ontology annotation, molecular function: RNA-DNA hybrid ribonuclease activity; nucleic acid binding. The coding region runs from base 1 to 960 and encodes 319 amino acids. The record is from RefSeq and is a predicted model, not a curated record.
AUGCCUGGUGGCUACUUACUGGAAAUGGCAAGUUCACAGUAUCAAGUGCAUGGGAUAAGCUCAGACAGAGAAAGGAUCAUAACUGGUUUUUUUAGCAAAUAUAGACUAAAGUCACAACAAAAAACAUUGGAACAUACCUUCUUGACAGGAGAGUAUGCAGCAGGAAUAUGGAUAACAUUCUCAGAUGCAGCAGGAAUUCAUGGUCUUUUUGUCCAAGUGAAGCAAGCAGUCAAGAAGUGGUGGGAUGCAAAAUGUUCAGUCAAGUUAAAGCCAUUAUAUCAGGCAGCACCUCCUAUUAUAUUAUGGCAACUAUGGAAAAGAAAAAACACAUUUCUGCAUGGAGGGACAAUGUCUAAGUAUAAGGUGCUAUAUGACAUUAAUCUGAAUUUAGUGCAAUUGGCAAGAACUAAGCACCCUUGGAUGAAGAAUUUGUCCAACUCAUGGCCUCAUCUGGUGCAACAGCCUGAAGAUUAUAGACCUCAGAUGAUAUUUACUUUGGUACAGUGGACAAGCCCACCUCAAGGAUGGUUUAAAUGUAACAGUGAUGGUGCAUCAAAAGGAAAUCCUGGACCUAGCUCAUCUGCAUAUUGUGUUAGGGACAGUGUAGGGGAGUCCAUUAAUGCCAAUGCAAGGACAAUAGCAAAUACACAUUGUCUUGUAGCUGAGGCAAAAGCAAUGUACAAUGGUAGAGUUUACUGUGUUAAUAACCAAUUGAUUCCAUUAUUUGUAGAGACUGAUUCAUUAACUCUGGUGAAGAUAGUUGAAGGUACAAUUAACUAUAAUAAUUUUCAGGAAUUACCAGUAGCUGCAAAGAAGCUGGUUAACAUUGAUAAAAUGCACAUUCCAUCAUUCAGAUUCAAGACAAAUGCAGUAAACAACUGCAACAAUUUGAAGAGGAAGGAAGAGUACAAGAGAGUCAGCAACAAUAGAUAUAAGAAGUUUAGAAUUGAAGAUCAGUAG